Eimeria maxima is the source of this 237-nucleotide messenger RNA. RefSeq lists its product as hypothetical. NCBI's taxonomy places the organism in Eukaryota, Apicomplexa, Conoidasida, Eucoccidiorida, Eimeriidae. The coding region runs from base 1 to 237 and encodes 78 amino acids. The record is from RefSeq and is a predicted model, not a curated record. The transcript is spliced from 3 exons.
AUGACUGGGUGUAAAACCUAUGUUUGCCAGCGUGGUGGAGUGGCGAGUGGAGAGGCAAGUGGCUGCCGAUGUGGUGCUCAGCCAUUGUUUAAAUCGCAAAAACUUCGCAUUUCUGUCGACCGUUUGACUCUCUCUUUGACUCUUUUCCGUAGUUUUUCGGAUCGCUUCUUUGGGUUGGCCCUUGACCUUCUCAUCCGUAUCGUUCGUUUGCCAGGAUCGUCCUCCUAUAGCGCUUAG